AUGCUGUAUUCUCUGCUCCUUUGUGAAUGUCUGUGGCUUAUAACUGGUUAUGCUUCUGAUGAUGACUGGAUUGAUCCCACAGACAUGCUUAACUAUGAUGCUGCUUCAGGAACAAUGAGAAAAUCUCAGGUGAAAUAUGAUGUAUCAGAGAAAAAAGAUGUCAGUCCUGACUUGUCAUGUGCUGAUGAAUUGUCGGAAUGUUAUAGCAAACUUGAUUCUUUAACUCAUAAGAUCAGUGAGUGUGAAAAGAAAAAGAGGGAAGACUAUGAAAGUCAAAGCAAUCCUGUUUUUAGGAGAUACUUAAAUAAAAUUUUAAUUGAAGCCAGGAAGCUCGGACUUCCUGAAGAAAACAAAGGUGAUAUGCAUUAUGAUGCUGAGAUUAUCCUAAGAAGACAAACCUUGUUAGAAAUACAGAAGUUUCUCAGUGGAGAGGAUUGGAAGCCAGGAGCCUUGGAUGAUGCACUAAGUGAUAUUUUAAUUAAUUUUAAGCUUCAUGAUUUUGAAACAUGGAAGUGGCGAUUUGAAGACUCUUUUGGAGUGGAUCCGUAUAAUGUGUUGAUGGUGCUUCUGUGUCUGCUCUGCAUCGUGGCACUGGUGGCUACCGAGCUGUGGACCUAUGUGCAUUGGUACACCCAGCUGAGACGGGUUUUAUUCAUCAGUUUUCUUGUCAGUUUGGGAUGGAAUUGGAUGUAUUUAUAUAAGCUAGCCUUCGCACAGCAUCAGGCCGAGGUUGCCAAGAUGGAGCCGUUAAACAACGUGUGUGCUGAGAAGAUGGACUGGAUUGGAAGUCUCUGGGAAGUGUUUAGAAGUUCAUGGACCUAUAAGGAUGACCCAUGCCAAAAAUACUAUGAGCUCUUGUUAGUCAACCCUAUUUGGUUGGUCCCACCAACAAAGGCACUGGCAGUUACGUUCACCAACUUUGUCACGGAGCCAUUGAAACACAUUGGAAAAGGAGCUGGUGAAUUUAUUAAAGCGCUCAUGAAGGAGAUGCCAGUAUUACUUCACAUUCCCGUGCUGAUAAUUAUGGCACUGGCUGUCCUGAGUUUCUGCUAUGGUGCUGGAAAAUCAGUUAAUAUGCUGAGACAAAUAAGUGGUCCCGAGAGAGAACCACCCCGGGCACUUGAGCCAGGUGACAGAGGACGGCAGAAGGAAGUUGAUUAUAGACCCCAUGGUGGAGCAGGUGAUACAGAUUUCUAUUAUAGAGGCCCGAUCGGCCCCGUUGAGCAAGGCCCUUAUGACAAAACAUAUGAGGGUAGAAGAGAUGUUUUGAGACAGACAGAUGUUGACUUGAGACUUAAGACUGGCAACAAGAGCCCCGAAGUGCUCCGGGCAUGUGAUUUACCAGACGCAGAGGCGAGAGAGCAUCCCAAGGCGGUACCCAGUCAUAAAUUUCCUGUUUUGGAUGCAAAGCCCAAAGAGAUUGGAAUCCCAGGAGAAAGCACACUGCCAGAAAGCAGCACUGAAAGCAGCCAGUCCACUAAGCCUGUCGCUGGUGCAGAGACAUCAGAGAAGGCGGAAGGUACAUCUGCGGAGGAAAAGGGCCAGCUCAGGACCGAGGCCAGAGGCAGCCCAGAGGAAGGCGGUGGUGCAUCCAGCCCCGCCAGCUGUGGAAAGGACCUGGAUGCUGGCCCAUGUGGCUAG
This is a messenger RNA of Puma concolor (puma), 1641 nucleotides long. It is a transcript of the gene CLCC1, whose product is annotated as chloride channel CLIC like 1. NCBI's taxonomy places the organism in Eukaryota, Metazoa, Chordata, Mammalia, Carnivora, Felidae. Gene Ontology annotation, cellular component: endoplasmic reticulum; membrane. Gene Ontology annotation, molecular function: chloride channel activity. The record is from RefSeq and is a predicted model, not a curated record.